Molecule: messenger RNA, 1560 nt
Organism: Dermacentor andersoni
Lineage: Eukaryota; Metazoa; Arthropoda; Arachnida; Ixodida; Ixodidae
Biological process (GO): carbohydrate metabolic process
Molecular function (GO): carbohydrate binding; alpha-1,4-glucosidase activity
Source: RefSeq, a predicted model, not a curated record
AUGGGAGCAGGACUACAGCUUUGGGUCGCAGUCCUCGUGAUGGCUUAUUUGGGCGCCAAUUGGUUUCGUGUCAUCUUGGGCGUCUUGCACCUCGAAGUGACGAGGAUCCGAGAAAGAAGAAGCAGGGGGCAGGCUAGCGCGAGGAGCAUACCGGCGGUGCGUGGCUCGGGGCCAAAGGAAGAAGAAGCCGUCGCGCAUCCCGGCCGUCCAUCUCUAGGCCUCCGCCUCGAAACGGCAGCGCAGGAGCAGAUGGAGCGCAGGGCGUCUCGGCGCAACGUCGAAGACGCCAACGAAGGCGAGAUCUUCCAGGAGGUGCGCCUGGAUGACAAUGGCAACAUGGAGGAGGCACCCAUCACCGGUAAGCUCCUUUCGGGCGACGACAAGUCAGUGGGCGGGGCGCUGCGCAUCCCGACGGCGGUGAUGUACUCGUUCGGCGUCGUCAUGCUGCUGUCGUCCUGCGUCAUCCUGGUGUCGCUCUUCUACAUCAUGUCGGCGGGUCGGCCCUUCUCUCCGCGGGACAAGCCGCUGCCCAAGCCGGAGCCCACGAUGACCAUCAAGCUGCGCGUGGCCGACCUGCCCGAGAGCUUCCUGGGCGCGUUGCGACAGCGGGGCGCGGGACCUGGAGCGGGCAACGGGUCGGCGGCCGCCACAGCGACAGCCACCGACCUGAGUCGCGGUCACGGAGAUGGUCGUCGGCACUCGCCGGCAGCGCCACCUCGCGUGGCCGGCAGCGCCAGCGAUCGUCGCGCCGCGCCGGACCGUUCGGGCGAGCCGAGGAUGAUGUCCCAGGUGUACGGCGACAACGCGGUCGUCGACGACGAAGGCUACGCGAACAUUGGCAGAGUUGGCCCAAUGUCCAGGGGCGACGUCAAGGAGAUCGUGGUCAUCCAGAGCCCCAUAUGCAGCCAGGUGUGGGAGAGCCAACGCGUCGACUGCCACCCGGAGUCGGCUCCGAGCCACGAGUCCUGCCGAACCCGUGGCUGCUGCUUCGAGCCCGUGAACGCGUCGGCCGAGAGCCUGGAGCCGGGUUUCCAGCUGCCGCCGGCCUGCUUUUACCCGGCCAAUUACUUGGGCUACAAGGUGGACACCAUCCAGCGGUCGCCCACGAGGACCGUCGUACGCGCGGUCCGCGUCACGCCGUCGGGGCUGCCCGACGACCUCCAUGCCGUCCAGGUCGAGGUCAUCAACUACAACGACAACACCGCCCGCAUCAGGGUUUACGACCCGAGGUCGUCGCGGUACGAGGUGCCGCUGCCCAACGUGCCGAAGAGAGACCACUACUUCCCGGUGAUGUACGACACCUCGGUCAGCCCGGCUGGAGACGUCGAGAUCAUCCGGCCAGUGUCCAGAAAAGUGGUGUUCCACACAAAUUUGUCGACGCUGGUAUUCGCCGACCAGUUCCUUCAGAUGUCCACCUACAUCCCGUCGCGUUACGUGUACGGAGUCGGAGACGUCAAGUCGCCGUUGCUACGGAGCACUGACUGGCAGAAGAUCACCCUCUUCAACGCUGGGAGAUCACCCACGUUGAAGAAGUCAGGUUACGAAGACCCUUCCAGGUGA